AUGGCUCUGCCUCCGACCAAAUCAACCGGGAGCAUGAGACGAAUGAUGCCGCCUGGUACAUCAGCGCCUGGACAAUCAAGAGCACAAGGUGGACCAUCAUUCAGUUUAGCAGCUUCCGCAAAAAUUAUGGCCGAAACGAGCAGGGCUUUAGAGAGAUUAGGACGACAGAGAAUUUUGGAACCUACUUCAUCAAUUCAACAUUUAAAAAUCGAAACUAAAAGAAGAGUAUCAGGCGAAGGGCUUAAUAAGCAGGUUGUUACUAACACCACUUCUGAAUCAAUAGUAGUUGAUCAGGGUGGACAAGCAACAAUGACAGAUAUGGAAAGAGUGAGGAGACAAGCGCAACGACAACCUAGUACAUCAAGGUGUCCGCAGAGUAGCAGCGGAACAGGCGCAAUUAGGCGAACGUCGCGGCCGACGACAGCGCCGGCAUCUGUCGGCAGAGGCGCUGCUCCUGCAGCAAGACAAGCGUCCACUCAAGUAUGCAAGAGAGCCUUAGGGCCAAGAAAACAAAAAACAGCUGAAGAAAUGCGAGCUAUAGCUUUGGCCAAGGCUGCUGCACAAAGGGAGCAGGAAAGGGCUAGAAGAGAUGAGGAGAUGUCUGUUGACGAUUUGUUGGGCAUUCGGCGACCUCAGAGAAGACAAACCGAAGAAGUACUAUCCCUGGAUCAAUUUUUGGCCAGACAUGUUUAUGAAUCGGAACCUGUACCGCCGCCGCCUCCUGUACAACCAACUGCAUCAGAUAUUAUAUCUCUCGAGAAUUACUUGGAUGAAAAUAUUUAUGGAACAGCAUCCUCACAAGUUUGUCCUGCUCCUUCAAAGAAAGAAGAUGAAGUUGAAGAAAGUACGUCUGAAAUGUAUAUUAUUGGGGUUCGUCCUCCAGCAGCAGUAAGGUGUCCUAGUCCUAUACCCGAAGAACCUUCGAAUUUGUAUUCAGAUUAUGAGCCUCCUGCAGGAAGGGCUCCUCCUCCUCCCCCAGAAGUUGAGAUUCCUGUGGCAGUAGCUGAGGAUCUUCAACGAAUUCCUACUGAUUACACGACACCGGUUUGUCCCAGGCCGCAGAAGGGUCGUCGUGGCUUACAACCACCCAGAGGCGCCGUUAGGAGGAUUCCUGGGCCUGGACCUGGGCCUGGGCCUUCGGGGCUUCGACUAGUUUCUUCACAACAGUCCCAACUACGACCCCCGCCCUCGGCCCAAGCCUCGGCCCGCAGCAUAGCUCCGCCGCCUGCCCAAGUAUGUCCCUUGGUCCGACGUCAAUCGAAACCCUCGUCGGCCGCCCAGGUCUGCCCUCGGCCCUCCGUACAACGUCAACAGCGUGCCGUACCGCAACCGCAGGUGUGCCCGAGGCCGCCGUCGGCACCACAGGCUGGACCUUCGGGUCUCCCUGGGCCGAGUCGCAUCGGUCGCCCGGGGAUACCGAGACCGGGGAUACCUAGACCAGGAGGUAUACCGAGACCAGGGAUACCGAGGCCGGGAGGUGUACCCAGGACGGGAGGUGUACCCAGAGCGGGUGUACCGAGGGGCGGUAUACCGAAGGCUAAAAGUGCAAUUGCGAGGGCGGCUGUGUCGGCGGCGCAGCAGGUUUGCCAGAUGAUACCGGAGACUAUGGAGGAAGAGGUUCCUGUACGUGAUAUGGUUGCAAUCGAGGCUAUGCAAGACAUCAUAGAAGCGGAUCGGCAGAUCAGGGAAGCUAUUGCAGAAGAAGAAGCAGCUUUCCAGCAAAGCCUGAGGGAAGAGAUUUGCCCAGCAGCUGUUCCUGAAGAAGAAAUGUAUUUUGAUUUUUCGGGAAGACUUGAAGACUUUACGCCUCCUCCAAGAGCAAUUCAAGAAUUUAUGUUGGAUGAACCCAUGACUCCUCCUUCAGGAAUGAUUCUGGAUGAAUAUUUUACUCCUCCAGGAAGACCUCGAGGAUAUCCGUAUCCUCCAAUGACUCCUCCGUCAGGAAGAAUUGACGAAGAAUUUUUCACACCACCAAGAAGACCUCCAGGAUUUACUUGUCCUUAUUCAGGACCUAUUACUCCGCCUUCAAUAAGACUUUCAGGAUAUACUCCCGUAAUUCCUGCAGGAUUUGCGCCUCCUUAUUCUGAUAAUAUGGUUCCAAAACGUACCAUUAGACGACCCGGAGGCAUUCCAAGGCCAGGUGGUAUACCUAGACCAUCAGGAUUACCAGCACCACAGGCUGCAAGAGGACGCUCGAGGCCAGCGGCAGCUUUGACUCCGGAAAAACAGAGGCCGCCUGCAGUUUGUCCGAGACCCACACAGGGGCAGCAGAGGCAGGCAAGGGCUGUUGCUCAACAGCAAGCUGCAGCAGCAGCUGCCCAAGCAGCGGCAGUUUGUCCAAGACCAGUUAGACGCGGGCUGCCUCAACCAACUGCAGGUCCAUCCAGGUUAAGGGCACCAAGUUCUAGGGCACCAGGUGCACGCAGAAGGAUUUUGGCUAGUACACCUGAACAGCAGCACGGACCGGAGAUGCGUCCAGAAAUGUUUGUGACACCAAUGAAGCACGGACCAGAAAAACGGCCAGAAAUGUUUGUGACACCAAUGAAGCACGGACCCGAACCGCGGCCUGAAGAUUACAUGACACCGACACAGGCUGCAGAAAUGCGCGCCCUUGACGAAUUCCAAAAGUCGAUGAAUGAAGCUUUAGAGUUUGAUGCAAUGGAAGGACAGUUGACACCGAUGCAGCAAGCUAUGCUAAAAGAACGUUUUCCUUGUGACGUCAUGGAACCUUUUGCAAAACAUAUUAGUCCUGCAGAGAGACCAUUUAGCCAGAAACCAAUUGAAACAGAAACAAGUCCGCAUCAAGUAUUCGUAGGUGACCUUUCAGAACCAUCUUUAGACGAGGGUGUUUCAGAAGUAUCAGCUCCGGAGUUGAGCGAUGUUUCUAGCGAUGGAUCGAUGGCACCUUGUCCUUUGCGCUCGCCGACUGCGGCUAAACCGCCGGUUCCAGAUAUGACGUUGGCGGACGUUUCGUCUCCGGAAUUGGCGGACGUUUCGUCUCCGGAAUUGGCGGACGUUUCCGACGUUGAAGUUCCGGAUGUUUGUCCCAGGCAGCCUGCUAUGCUCAAUGAACGCGCUACUGCAGCACAAAUGGAAGCGACUUUGGCUGAUAUGUCUGCUCCAAAUUUAAGUGGAGCUUCGAGCUUUGGAGAAGCAGCGGGUCAAGUUUGUCCUGGAAUGGAAGCUACUGUAGCAGACGUUUCGUCGCCAGAUUUGGGAGACAUUUCAGAUAUAUCACCGUUCACACGAAUGACUCAACGAGAACUAGAAGAGGCUAUCGGUAUGGGCGAGGAAGAAGUGUGUCCUGCUGGGUCGCCUGGAAGACCACCAGUGUCUCGUUUUGAUGCUCGUCUACAGGAAUUGGAAGCGGCUUUGUUUGAAGAGGCACCUCGUCCGCCGUCACCUGAAGUGUGUCCUGCUGCCAAGCCAAUGUCUGAUUAUGAUGCUCGUUUACAACAAAUAAGAAUGGCUGCGAUGGAGACACCUCGUCGGCCGUCAUCGUUAUUGAGAGACUAUUCUGUACCUCUAGCCGUUCCAGGAACUCCUAAAGGUCCUCCUCCACGUCGACCAUCUAUGAGUCCCAGAAGGUCUCCAGUAUGUCCCAGAUUGGGCAUGACUUUGGCUGAUAUAUCAGCUCCUGAUGACAGUGGAGCUUCGAGUCUAGAAUAUUCAGUUCCUCGUGUCACAGGAUAUACACCGAGUCCCAGAAGGUCUCCAGUCAGUCCCAGAUUAGGCAUGACUUUGGCUGAUAUAUCAGCUCCUGAUGACAGUGGAGCUUCGAGUCUAGAAUAUUCAGUUCCUCGUGUCACAGGAUAUACACCGAUGACCCCAGAAGCACAAGCACAGGCACAAGCAGAAGCAGAUAUUACUGUGGCUGAUAUGUCGUAUCCAGAAUUGGGCGACAUUUCUAGUAUUGAAAUGGAGCCAGGAUUUGCCAUGGGAAUAGCAGAAGUAUCUUCACCAGAUAUGAGCCCGAUUGCUGAUGGAUCACUGGUUUGUCGAAGGAGCCCACAAAUGGGCAUGACUUUGGCUGAAGUGACGUCACCGGAGUUGAGCGCAAUUUCUGGAGCUAGAACACCGGAUGCUCGUCUACAGGAAUUGGAAGCGGCUUUGUUUGAAGGAGCACCUCGUCGGCCAUCACCUAUACAGGAAGUAUGUCCUGCUGCCCAGCCAAUGUCUGAAUAUGAUGCUCGUUUACAACAAAUAAGGAUGGCUGCGUUGGAGACGACACCUCGUCGGCCGUCACCGAGAGGAAGACGUGUUGCUCCACGACAGUUAGAAGCUGCCUUUGGAGAGCCUGAGAGAGCAAUGGCAGAUAUUUCGGUUCCACGAAUUAGUGGAUAUACACCGGUAUCUCCAAGGAGAGGAAGUCCAAGGGCGAGGUCUCCAGUUUGUCCGGCAUUGGGCAUGACAUUGGCUGAUGUAUCAGCUCCCGAUGCAAGUAGAGUUUCGAGUCUAGAAUAUUCAGUUCCUCGUGUCACUGGAUAUACACCGAUGAGUCCUGUUGCUGAUUUACCUGUACCAGAAAUGAGUGGUGUAUCGACUAUAGAUGCAUCCAUACCAUAUCGUAGUGGAUUCUCGCCGAUGGGUCCAUGUCCACGUCCAGCUGCAUUCAUGAGUGAUGUUUCUGAUGUAACUGGACCAGACAUGAGUGGUAUUUCGAGUUUAGAUGCAUCCAUUCCUUACCGUAAUGCAUUUACUCCGAUUGGUCCUUACCCACGUCCACGAGACUAUGCGAGUCCAGCGGAAGUGAGGGAUGUAUUGCCUCCAGAUUUGAGUGGAUAUUCGAGUAUUGGUGAACCAUCUGUUCCUAGUUUUGGUGCAUAUACACCAGGAGUGUGUCCUGCUGGGUCGCCUGGAAGACCACCAGUGUCUCGUUUUGAUGCUCGUCUACAGGAAUUGGAAGCGGCUUUGUUUGAAGAGGCACCUCGUCGGCCGUCACCUGUAGUGCCUCCUGCUGCCCAGCCAAUGUCUGCUUAUGAUGCUCGUUUACAACAAAUAAGAAUGGCUGCGUUGGAGACGACACCUCGUCGGCCGUCACCGCCUCCAAGGCGUUUGACGUCAGAGGAAUUGGAAGCUGCUUUGGCAGACGUUUCAGUUCCUCGUGUUAGUGGUUAUACUCCGACUGGUCCGUGUCCAAGAUUGGCUGGCCGUAGGUCACCAGUAAUUCCAAGAAUGGACCCGACUGUAAUGGACGUUUCGGCUCCUGAUGUAAGUGAAGUUUCAAGUCGUGCACCAUCCAUUCCUUAUCGUACUGCAUUUUCACCGAUGGGACCAGCGCCACGUCCAAGAAAUUAUAUGAGUGGUGUUCGUGAUUUAUCUGCACCAGAAAUUAGUGUUGAAUCAACUCUAGAUGCAUCCAUUCCUUAUCGUAGUGGAUUUUCACCGAUGGGUCCAUGUCCACGUCCACGAAAUUAUAUGAGUGAUGUAUCUGAUUUAACGGGACCAGACGUGAGUGGCAUUUCGAGUUUAGAUGCAUCCAUUCCUUAUCGUAAUGCAUUUACACCGAUUGGUCCUUACCCACGUCCACGAGACUAUGCGAGUCCAGCGGAAGUGAUGGAUGUAUCGUCUCCAGAUUUGAGUGGAUAUUCGAGUAUUGGUGAACCAUCUGUUCCUAGUUUUGGUGGAUAUACACCACCUGGAGUGUGUCCUGCUAGGUCGCCUAGAAGACCACCAGUGUAUCGUGUUGAUGCUCGCCUACAGGAAUUGGAAGCGGAUGCUCGUUUACAACAAAUAAGAAUGGCUGCGUUGGAGACGACACCUCGUCGGCCGUCACCGCGUGGCAGACGUAUGGCUCCAAGACAGUUGCAAGCGCCUGGACCGUGUCCACGAGCACCUAGAGCUAUGAGGAGUCCAAGAAUGGAAAGUACGAGAAUUGAUAUGGCUGAUGAGACAGAACCUUCGGUUCCUAGAAUCACUGGAUAUACACCAAUGGGACCAUGUCCACGUCCACCAGCUUUCAUGCGGGGUGUUUCUGAUGUAUCUGGACCUGACGUGAGUGCAAUUUCGAGUUUAGAUGCAUCCAUACCUUAUCGUAAUGCAUUUACACCGAUUGGACCUUAUCCACGUCCACGAAAUUAUAUGAGUCCUGUUGCUGAUUUACCUGUACCCGAAAUGAGUGGUGUAUCGACUAUAGAUGCAUCCAUACCAUAUCGUAGUGGAUUCUCACCGAUGGGUCCAUGUCCACGUCCAGCUGCUUUCAUGAGUGAUGUUGAUGAUUUAUCUGCACCAGAUAUUAGUGGUAUUUCGAGUUUAGAUGCAUCCAUUCCAUAUCGUGAAGAUUUUACCCCGGCCAGUCCAGCGGAAGUGAUGGAUAUAUCUUCUCCAGAACUGAGUGAUUAUUCGAGUAUUGGACAACCGUCUAUUCCUAGUUUUGGUGGAUAUACACCGAUGGCUCCUUGCCCAAUUGCACAAGGCUAUGAAAUGGAAGAUUUGAGCUUUGGACAACCAUCCAUUCCUAUGAUCAGCGGAUUUACACCGGGUCAUUAUAUGGAUGCUUCUGUUCCAUUAAGGGUUCCCAAGACCCCGCCCUUCGGAAGGUUCCCGACACAGCCACCAUCCGUACCAGUGGCAACACCACAGAGACCUCCAAUUCAGAGAUUGCGUUCGAGACGACUAUCUUAUGGUGCUGCAGCACCUCAAGAAACAUCUGGUUUACUUGAUGUAACUCCACCGAGAGGUAUUGGAAGCCCUGGAUCACCUGUGAUAUCACCAUGUCCACUUCCAUCACCAUUUUUGGGUGAUGUUACUCCACCAAGAGGUUCUCCUGUAACUGGAUCACCAGGUCUUGCUGCUAUGACACCUUGUCCUAGGGCUUCGAGGUCACCGGGUCUAUUAGGAGUGUCUCCUCCUCGUGGUGUGCAAAGUCCUGGAUCACCGGUAAUGGGACGAUGCCCGAUACCACCACCACGUGAUUUAGCUGACAUUACACCUCCAAGUAGAGAUUUAAGUCUGGGCUCGGGAAUAGCCGAUGUAUCGUCGCCGGAAUUUGCUGAAGGAUCACCUUUAACUCCAGCAGGAGGAGCACAGGCUGUCGUACCGGCGAGUCCUCAGGAAAAGUUUUUGAUGGAGAAUGCAGAUCCGCAAACUAUAAGUUUUUGCAAGAGUCCUGAUGGGAAAAAACGAUUGACACAAAUUGUAGAUGACACCGGAAUUUUAACAUAUGGCCGCGAGGUUGUGCCUCAAAGAGAAAUAAUUCGUGACACAGUGACGUUUUCGGUGAAAACAGGACCGGACACUCAGCAAAUAAAAAGUUUUUCUAAUGAAAUCAAGUCGCCAUCUAGGGACCAGUGUCCGUUGGCUGGAAGGAGGAAUGUAGAGACAAAAGCUCCUUGGAAAUUCGAUGAUCCCAGCAUGCAGGAAGAAACGCAAACCCAAACGACGGAAGCGUGUCCUGCUGGGUCGUCUGGAAGACCACCAGUGUCUCGUUUUGAUGCUCGCCUAAAGGAAUUGGAAGCGGCUUUGUUUGAAGAUGCACCUCGCCGGCCGUCACCUGAGGCUCGUUUUCAACAAAUAAGGAUGGCUGCGUUGGGGACACCUGGUCAGAAGUCACCGGCUGUCACACCUUUUGUAGAAAAAUGUCCGAGAUCUCCAGCGUCCAGAGGUGGCAGUGAUUAUCCCAGAAACGGAUGCCCGAUUCCUCCAUCGAGGGGCGGCAGCGAUUAUCCCAGUAGUUCUAGGAAAGAACAACCGUGCAGGAAAGCUGUAUUCCAGAGGCCACAAAUUUAUUCCAGUACUAUCAUUGAAGGGUGGCCUGUAGGAUCUGACUUGGGCAUGUCUUGGAUAGAUCAAGCUCCUGAGAAUAUGUUUUGUGGGCAGCAAAAGAAAAUGACGAAACCUGAUAAACCGAGCUGCAAUUCGAUAAAUUCUACCAGACUAUCUGAUACCACGAGAAGGUGUCGCCUGAUGCCAUCAAAGAGUGAAUUAGAUGAAACCAUCAAAAAAAUUUAUAAAGAAGUUGAGGAGCAGGAAUUGGAAACUCCAGAGAAUAUCGCCGCCAGACUUUUCAUGCAAGCUUCAGGAAUCGAGUUAUCAGAUAAAUCGAGCAAAGUUAUUCCCAUAAUAAUGCCUGAUGAAAUUGAAUUUGCUGAUACUCUGUCUUUAGUGAAUGUUGCUCCUGGACCUUUUCAGGAUGCACUUGUUCCCAGGAAUAUUGCCAAACCUCAUUUAGACCUUUAUGAAGCCCACGAACUGGAAUUGGCAUCAAUUGCUGCCAAUACGAUGCCAGUUUUGCCGCAGGACGAUAUUAUCUCGACUAUAUAUCCAGACAGGUAA
Ctenocephalides felis (cat flea) is the source of this 8274-nucleotide messenger RNA. Its product is annotated as nascent polypeptide-associated complex subunit alpha, muscle-specific form-like. Bases 1 to 8274 code for a protein of 2757 amino acids. The record is from RefSeq and is a predicted model, not a curated record. The transcript has 172 exons. NCBI's taxonomy places the organism in Eukaryota, Metazoa, Arthropoda, Insecta, Siphonaptera, Pulicidae.